Pimephales promelas (fathead minnow) is the source of this 3273-nucleotide messenger RNA. RefSeq names its product centrosomal protein 68 (gene cep68). The record is from RefSeq and is a predicted model, not a curated record. Lineage: Eukaryota; Metazoa; Chordata; Actinopteri; Cypriniformes; Leuciscidae.
CUUGAAUUUUGUCUCGUGCAGAUCUCCCUCGUUUUGAGAGGAAACAGUUGACCCGCCUCUGUGUUAUGAACCGUUUCCUUUAACUGCUUGGAUUCCUGUACAGCGGCGUUUUAUUUACCGUAAUAUAGCGCUAGCCACAUGCACGUAGUUUAUCGAGCUGUCGAUGGACUUUCCAUAGCCUAAAACGUGUUUAAAACACAGUGUGGUUAUGACCUUUUAGCUGUCGCUCUCGACAAAUGAGGAACUACAAAAUCUAGAAGUGGUGUAAUGGCUCUCGGAGUUGACAAGGCUUUAUCAGACACCUCUUCACAGAUGGAGAGCAAGAGCUAUGGGUGUUGGAAGACUAGGACCCCAGAGUUCUUUCGCAGAGGUCACUCUAAACCCCUCAGUCAAAGGGUAAUUGAGAGGACAAGGCCUGCAAAUGUCCUGGGGACCAAAGACUCAGACACAGAGAGGAGUGGCUGCAAAAAGACAGUCACAAUGGCACCUGUUUCCAGGUAUAUGACAGACAGAAGCCUCUAUACCAUGAGAAAACCACUGACCUCCGCACAAUGCCAGAUUCCCAUCCUGAAGAACUCAUCCACAUAUGAAGACUCAGAGAUGAUCAAUUACAAAGCAGAUUCCUCUAAAGAAAAGGACAAAAGUCUGGCCAAAGAGUCAUUCAAAAGGAUCACACAAGCUUCUCCUUCUCCAUAUUAUAAAUCCUCCCCCGCAUUAUCCAGAGAAGACCUGGAUACUUCCAUGAAUCUAUCGGACCUUAGACUAGGGUCAUGUGACGAGGAUCCUAUUUUUACCUCUUCAGCUACCAAACGCAGUCUGUCCAGUCCCCUUUCAGCUUCUUUGAGCCUUACAGAACCCCCAGUGCCUAAGUGGAUGUCCACUCCUAGAAGCACCUCUCACUUGUCCAAUCAUAUGUCUUGUUUCACGAGAAAGGUAAAAAACACAAGUGAGAUGACGGAUACAGGAAGAGAUUCUCUUCUCAACACAGGAUCUUCUGAGUUUUAUAGUAAGAACCAUCAACGUGGGUUCGAACACAUGUCUCCUCAUCAGGCCAACUAUUGGGCCUGUGCCAUCCCCAACUCCAUGCCACCCUCCCCAAACCGCAAUUCCCCCAGCUGGGAUCCUGAAAAGGAAUACCAGGCACUCCUGGACUACACAUACCCUCUGAGACCCAACAUCAAAGGCACAUGGGGUUCACCAGAUGGAGAUCUCCUCUCACAAAAUUAUCCGUUGUUGCAAGACUCAGGCAUUGAGUUGGACCGCUUGUGCAGCUCUUCCACCCUGUCCUGUUUGGACCUAUCCCAUACAGGGACUCGGCAGAGAUGCUUUAGUCCAGGAACAGGUCGAAAGUCAACUGAGUUUCCUGCUCUAAACAAAUCACACUCAAAGUCCUCAGAUGGUAUUAUGUCCAGUAGCCUGUACUCCUCACUAGACCAAACUGGCUUGUCAAUUGAGAGUCUUGACUGCGACGGGAAGCCAGAGGGUCAUUACCGUAAAUUUGGCAUCUUCUCAACCUUCAGAUCUGCCCCCACUUUCAUUAGUUCAACACACGUCCUUACUCGUCCUAAUUCGCAAGACGAGUUAGACGAAGAGUUCCUUCGCCUACCAGAACAUCUACAGGAACUUCAGGUGCUUUCACAGCAACUGAGGGACAUUAGUGACCAGAUAAGCCAACCGGUCAUCACCAGCUGGGAAUCCCUGGAGAGCGACAUUACCUCAGAGAGAUCACCAAAGGUCCAAGUGGGAAAGCAUGAACCGUUGAUGGAAGAAAGCGGCGAUGAAGACAUUGAAGCGAGAAGGGGAUCUGGUUCUGAAGUUCCUCUUACACCUGAGGUUCAUUUAGAGAAAGCAAAGGAUCCUGCUGCCAGAAUCCAGAUGAUAAGUCGAGACGUGAAUAGAAGGAACCUGAGGGAGGUGGAAGCUAUUAUGGAUCAGCUGAGUGGAUUGUCAAUGUCAGAGCUUCAGAGGACAAUACAAACAGACCAGGAUGAAUAUGAGACCCAGGAGUCACUAAUGCAGCACAUACAGGUAUUUUGCUCAAACCUAGAAAAGCUAAUUCAGUGGCUACACAAGGUGGUAGAGAAAGUAGAUUUUCUAUCUCCUCCCAUGGUUGAAUUGGAGAGCGUCAAAGCCUCCUUGGCCGACUACAAGAGUUUUCAGGAAGAAGUUCAGGCUCAUAAGCCCCUCACGGCAGAUGUUCUUCAGACUGGAGAGAUGCUUUUGCAUUGCAUGAAUUCAGCCUCUCCGUUUCUGAAAGACACACUGGUGCUAAUAGAGAGGCAGUCUCACACACUGGAAACUCAUUCAGAGUAUCUUUUCUCCUCUAUUCUGUCAGCCAUGGACAGCCUUACUGACCCCAGAUCUGAGGAAGCACCAGAAGCAAUUGCCUGAGAAUUAUUAGGAAUCUGGGAAGGCAAAUAUCUGGUCCGCACACUGUCUUCACUGAGGCGUCUUUUUUGAGUGUUUUCAACUUGACUCAUGUCGCCAUUAUCUUUGUUUUACAAGUUUACUGUAUCCAGAACUGGUGUUAUGUGCUGUCUCGCUUGAGUUGUGUCAUACUUUUUGAUCCACUUCAAAUGUUGACUACUGCAAUUUAACAUGUAUGUCAGAAAAUGUCCUUAGAUGGCCUAAUUUAGUAAUAUUGUUAAAGUAACACAACUCCGCAGAAGAGGUGCACAUAUGUGCCAAUCAUGAUUGUGAUCUCAGAUUAUUAUUACCUUAAGUUUUAAUGGAGGACAGCCCAGCCUUCAUUUACAUCUCUGCAGCUUUAGUUUCCCUUCUGAGUAACCUGUGCCUCGAAAAUUUAUUGUAUUUUUUGACCGACUAUUAGUGUCAGUAAUGGUAUAAUGAUGAAUAUAUGAAUAAUCUGUUGGAUGAGCAUUCAUACUUGACUGUUCCCCCAAAAAUGAAAAUUGUGUCUUUCUAAAACUGUAUUACUUUCUUUUGUUGAAUGUAAAUGCGUCUCAGUGUUUUUGUUGAUUUUGUCUACACAAUAUAAGUCUAAGGGGUUCAAUGUUGUGUUGUUACCAAAAUUGUACAAAUAUCUUUUUUUUGUGUUCACAUUUGGAGAUGUCAAAGGAACAAAAUUCAAUAAACAAAUGAUGGUGCAUAAUUCACGUGGAAUGGACUCAGCUGAAAGAAUGUGACGGCAAACAACAAAACCUUGAGGCAGAAAGUUUUGGAGAACUUCUACUGUAGAGAUCACAGACUGAUGUGUAACUGUUUUGCCUUUAUGUAUAAAAACUAUUUAACAAUAAACUAAUUUCCUUUUUC